AUGGGGGCGUUAGAUCUUUUGCCAGCUUCAACAUACAUGCCUCCAUCGCCUGGGCGGGAUCUCAGACGACGGAGGUCACUUAAUACUAUAAUGGAAGUCGACGAGGAGUCGGCACGAGGGUCUGUAAUAGAAGUGCACAGGGGUCGAGAUGUAUCUGCAAAGAAGGCAAACUGGCUUUCGCCUCUCAGCGAUCACUUCCCAACCCCCCGAGGCAAUCACUUCAUGUCCGCACCUAUCCCGCAGAGCGAUGAAUCUUCAGACGCUGGUAGCAUUUCUCCAUCUCUCGCUUCGGCACCCUGGACCCGAGAUAGUUACACCACCGAAGCUACCGAAUUCGACGAUCUCUACGAUGUUUCUUCGGAUGAAGAAGACAGGCAAAGGAAGAACGCUGCCAGACGGAACAGUGCUCGCCAGGCCACACAGUCCAAGGGAUCUUCGGCCGAUUCAAAUGCAGCUAGGAGUUCGAGAACUUUCCUACCUGCUCUUGUCAUUCCCUCUCAGGGGGCGGGAGAUCCAUGGCCAGGAGUUGCAGCUUUCAAGGCAAUGACUUCCCCGGUCCCACCUACACCACCACCUAAAGUCCCAAUGUCUCCCGCGAUCUUCAAGUACCUCCAGUCCCGGGAGGUUCCAUCAUGCUCCGCUCCACCAUCCCUGGACGGCAGCUUGACUUCCGAUCAGAUGGCCCAGAUGUCUGCUCCACCUACGCCGGAUAUUGGAAAUGGGAGCGAUGCUGACAAAGACGAAUGGGGGACAGGCGUUCAACUACAACCUGCUGCUAUGGCAACACUACAAGCGCUUUCUGGGGGAGAUUGUCUGUUCGAGCAGCAGACCGAGCAAGUCAUCGAACUGACCCACAUCACCCCAGAGGUCUCGCCCGUACGAGAGAUGCAGCAAAGUCUCCCCCCGCUCGUAACCAACAUCCACCGAAAUGACUCUAUCAUCCUCUCGCCAGAACAGCAGCGGUCACUGAAUGCCCUCACUCGACUGGAGAUUCCAUCUCCAGGGGGCUUCUUCUCCGCUCUGUCCCCUGGCGCGAAACACACUUGGCAUCUGGUAGCAUACACUCCAGAGUCAGCUCACCCGCCUUCCUCGACCACAGCGGAGCAGUUCUACAAGACUCCCUGGACGUCUACUCCUGUUGAGCGAAUUGUUGAGGUUCCGGAGACGAUGUCCGACGGUAUUCCCACGGCACGACCCAACUUGACUCAGCUCAAUUUUGCCCGGACCAUCCGCCCGGAGCUAACUCACGAGAAUUCAGACGAGACAGUCACCGGCCUGGACAUCUUCUCUCCAACGGACGAGGAAGUCAUCCCAGACGAAAUCCUCACUUACUACGCCUCCGGCCCAGCCGAGAAGUCGGAAGAUGUCGCAGUCACCAACCUCGACCGCACCACCAUGUGGCUCACAGCACAAUCCUCAUACCUCUCCGAACUCAUCAAUCCUACAGAGGAGCACGAUGACGAAGCCACUCUCCUCAAACGGGCCGCAAGCACCAGAUCGCAAUCUCAAAUCCAAACCUUCAUCGCUGCCGAAUCCGAGUCACCACCGCGCAAGACCGUCCGUUUUUCCGAGAUCGUAUCAACAUCCACCGAAUUUGACUGCCCUCUUCCCAAGAUAACGGCCCAGGAAUCCGCUUACUAUCGUGCCUUUCAAGCUAUUCUGGCCCGCUCCCACCACAGAGACACCUUCGUCCACCGUAUCCCACGCUUCGAAGCCCUCCAAGCCCAAAGAAUCUCCUUCCCCCUCGCCCACCGCGCCCAGCUCCUCGGCAAAUACCAACUCUCUGUGGUUCCAAUGUCAGCAAAGCGCCGCCUCUCCGCCAACGUUGCGCGCGGUGACGAAAUUGCGCCUGAGGAUCCCGCCAAGCUGAAACGCGACAGGGAGUACGAAGCCUCCUCGCAAAUGGCUGCCGCGAACUGGAACGUGCAAGCUCUUAAACUACUCAAUGGUGGCCGCUUGAUCGCAGCCCCGAUCGCUAAGCGACUUGCUCGCUUGUCAUCUCUAGGCCCCAAAAUAGCAGCCGACGGCACCUUGAGAGAACGAGCAAGGAUCCUAGAUCUAGGAGGUCAAGCGACGUGUGACUGGGCAUGGCACUGCGCCAGCGAGUACCCCAACACGAAAGUCUACACCAUCACCACCAAGUCCCUACGCCAACUCUCCAACUCCAACAUCCGUGGCCCGGCCAACCACCGCCACGUAGCCGUCGACCGCCUCGUCAAACUGCCCUUCAAAGACAACCAGUUCGACCUCAUCUCCGCGCGGGAGAUCUACAGCAUUUUGAGAGAGCAGGCCCCCAACGGUGAAGACGAGUGGGAGGCAUGUCUCCGGGAGUGUAUGCGCAUCCUCAAGCCAGGCGGCUACCUCGAAUUCUGCAUCAUGGACGCGGACAUCGUCCACGCCGGGCCGCGCGGGCUCGCCCGAUCCGUGGAGUUCUGCUUCCAGCUCAAGAGGCUCGGUUUCGACCCGGCGCCCAGCAAGCGCUUCCUCUCGCGCCUGAGCGCCGCGGGCUUCGUACACGUGAAAAGGGCGUGGGUGUUCCUGCCGAUGGGUCCGAAGCCGAGGGGAGGGCAGAAGGUCGAGAGAGAUAGCAGGGGCGUGGAGAGGAGGCUCGUGGAGCUGGAGGCUAUGGUGCAGGGGAGUACGGGGGAUGCGGCGAGCGUGUGUGGGGUGGUGGGCGGCUGGGCGUGGGAGAAGUGGGUGCAGAGGUGUGCGGUGCUGACGGGGGGCGAGGCGGGUGUGGAAGGCGUGGCGGACGUGCUGGAGGAGGGGAGGGCGUGUGGUGCCGGGUGGAGGACCGUUAGUGGAUGGGGAAGGAAACCGCUGUAG
Messenger RNA from Drepanopeziza brunnea f. sp. 'multigermtubi' MB_m1, 2826 nucleotides. RefSeq lists its product as uncharacterized. The record is from RefSeq and is a predicted model, not a curated record. NCBI's taxonomy places the organism in Eukaryota, Fungi, Ascomycota, Leotiomycetes, Helotiales, Drepanopezizaceae. Gene Ontology annotation, molecular function: S-adenosylmethionine-dependent methyltransferase activity.